AUGAUAGACGAUUAUUUUAAUCGAAAGUGUUCAGAUUGGAAUAUAAUAAGCUUUCUAGAAGAGUGCACUCUACAACAAGUCGACCAGAAAAUAAGUCAUUACCUUACAUCCCUCGAAGCGAUAGUUAAAGUUUUUGAAGGAAAAAGGCGAGAACGAGCACAACAAUUAUUAGAUAGAUAUAGAAAGGCGAAUUCUACAAUCAACAAUGGGAAUCUCAUAUCUUCAGGUACAGCUAAUAUUUCGUGUACGAAACGCAAGACUGACGAUCAGGAAAACAAACCCAGUGAAGUUGCAACUUUAAUGCCGAAAAAGCAAAAAGAAAGUUAUAAUAUAGAAGAGACUGAAAAUACCUAUUCUGAUGAAAUAAGAGUCACACAUCCCUCAAAUGCUUCUGGAAUCGAGCCUGUUUCUGAGCACGAUGAAGAUCUGGAAACAAGUAAUUUGGAUACAUCAGAUCAUGAGAAGAAGGCAAUUGAUGAUCAAGAUCAAGAAGGGGUGAAGGAUGCGACCAGUAGUGAAGAGGCAAAGAAAGUGACCAAAGUAGUGAAGGAAAACAAAGUUAGACUAAGCAAGGAAAAUCGAGAGGAAAUUGAUACAGCCUUUAAGUUAAUGGAUGAACAAUGCAUGUGGAAACUUUCGACUGGAAGAUUCGUCGAAAAAGAACUAUAUAGACUAGGGCAAGAACUGGAACUCGAGCAUGCUAUCCAUUCGUUUAUUAUAGACGUUGAUGAUGAAUUAAUUUCAUCGCAUUUCAAUGACACAGAACUUGACGAAAUUGAUUGUGCCGCCGGCCCUCACGUACCUGAUCUCCCAGAUCAAAUCGCCGAAUUUCUAUAUGAAUUCGUUGGCAAGACUAGAUUGAAUGAGAUUCGAGAGGCCAUAAAGUCAAAGAUGUUUGGUAACAAUUAUGAUCAUGAAAACCAUCACGAUAAGGAUUAUAUAAUCUAUGCACUUUAUUCAUUGGUUCGAGAAAUUCAAGGUGGGACCAUGAGAGACACGAAACUGGAAGCUUGGUUCAAUUGUCACAUUUGGAACGUAAUCUUUGACCAAGCUUUCGGUGAUAUUAAUAGUACAAGUUUGGCAACAGCUUCUCGAAAAAAUAUGAAAAGAAGGUCUGAGGAGAGGCGAAAAGUGGGUCGCAGGGGCGAUUGGAUCGUGAGGUCUGUCACUAAUGGUGACAAACAUGAGUUUGGAGCAGGCGAAGCUGGAAGUGUUUGGACGGAUGAUCACGGAACCAAGUUCCUUAAGGAGGCGGGUUUGAAGUUACCUAAAGUCCUUAAGGAUAUGCUGGUAAAGUUAAUGAAAAAAGUAGAUUGGAAUAGGGAAAAGUGUGCAAAAAUGCAGACAGUUGGAAUCAUCCAUGCAGGCUAUGUAUGUAGAAUUCGACGUGGUGAAGUGAUGGAGGUGCCAGAUAAUUCGGAAAAUUUUCCUUCUAUUCUAAAAAUACUAGCAGCUGUUUUGAACUUAAAGACUGUGAUUAAAGAAACAUUAAAGGUGAUACAAGCAAGUGAGCAGACUAUUGAAUCGUUCAAAACAGCCGGGCGCCGAAAGAGACCUCGAGACAUAAAUCAGCGCGAGUUAUCUGGUUGCAUGUCAACACCGAAAAAGGCAAAGAAUGAAAAAGCUUAUGCCGAAGUGAAUGAUGAACGACCAGAUCCAGAAUCACCUUGCCCUGGAUCACCGA
Molecule: messenger RNA, 1684 nt
Organism: Cetraspora pellucida
Lineage: Eukaryota; Fungi; Glomeromycota; Glomeromycetes; Diversisporales; Gigasporaceae
Source: the annotation of a GenBank genome assembly